Messenger RNA from Cuscuta epithymum, 2219 nucleotides. NCBI's taxonomy places the organism in Eukaryota, Viridiplantae, Streptophyta, Magnoliopsida, Solanales, Convolvulaceae. The record is from the annotation of a GenBank genome assembly.
UAGAAAAUGAUUUGGUAAAUGGAAUACUGGAAAAGCAGACCAUCAGAAUUUCACCUUGAGGUAUCCCCAUUUUCUCUGAAAUCUUGAUUCUCAGCCGCAACGAUGGGGACCUCGGGCGCUGUGUCAUCGUCGAUGAUGCUGGACUCUCAUUCUAGUCUAUGUCCGUGCUUGGUUGUGCCGGCUUCAUGCAAUCUCAGCAGUGUGGAUUUAGGUUUACAUAGAUAUCUUUCUUCAACUUCGCUUCCCGGAAAGCAGAUCAAAAGCCUUGGUUCCUUGGAAUUGAGCUAUUCGUUUCUCGGCCCGAGGGUUUUGAAGAAAGGGCAACGAGGCCAUUUUAAAAGUUUGAAAAAGCAGCAGGCGAAGAAGAGGGGCUCUGCAGUGGAGAAUGAGUUCGGUGGUCAGUAUGAAGACGCUUUUGAAGAUGUGAAAUCACAAAUAAUAAACUAUUUUACAUACAAAGCUGUAAUGACUGUUCUAGACCAGCUUCAAGAAAUGAACCCUCCACAAUAUCAUUGGCUCUAUGAAUUUAUAGUAACAAACAAGCUUAGAGAUGGGAAGCAGUUUAUUUCUACUCUUAUGAAGGAAAAACAAGAGCUCGCUGAAAGAGUGAUGAUAACACGUCUGGACCUCUAUGGGAAAUGGAUAAAGAAAUUUGACCACGAUGAACUGUAUAAACAAAUAUCUGAUCAGAACUUGGAUGUGAUGCGUGAAUGGCUGAUGGAGAUAGUGGUUUGGCCAUCUGAUGAAGAGAUGGUUGGAUGAAAAGGAAUAGAAGCUCUAUAACCUCUAUUUCAUACAUGUCGGUACUUUUCAUAUUUGUAUAAUUUUAUGUCUUUAUUAUUACUAUGUUUACCCUAAGCAAAUACUCUACUUACACAAACACAAAGUUAAAUAACGCAUUCACAAAAAUUGUAAAAUCAUACAUCCUUGGUAAACAAAGUCCCCUAAGUUUUCAUUUCAUCUUUUGGCAUAAUCUUGAUUCCCCUAAGUUUUCCAAGAAUAAAUAGUGAUUUCUUUCACCAUUCACCCCCUCUACACCUUUUCUUUAGUCGAUAUUCUUUUAGUUUGAUAAGCUGUUUGCAAAGUGCGUCAUUUCAACUGUACCCUUUCAACUUAGCCAAGCAUAAAAACGACUAGUGACCUACUAGACAAUCUAGAAGGAUGAGCUUGCAACUCUUUGCAAAAAACUAAGUAAAACUACUGUGUAUAAUUACAUCGGUUCAAGUUUGACGUUUCUUCCAAACUAUUGAGUUGUACAAAUUAAGUUGAAUUGGUGGAGUUACACACAACAGCCUUUUUUCGAUGUGGCAGAAGAGUGGCUAGUUAUCCGUCCAAAUUGUUUAGCGGACCACUAGUAUUUUUUAUAUUGUGCUACUUAAGUAGAGUCCAAUUAAAACAUUGUAGACUAAUAACAAAUUAUCCAACACUAAGGGGGUGUUUGGAGUGUUUGGGUGAAAGUGCAGAAGUGAUUCUGGUGCUCUAAUCUACUCCUAGAAUCAGUUUUUUAGAAGCUGGGGGGAACAAGCUUCUGAAAAUUGAUUCUGAUCUGCUUCUGUUUCUGCUUUAAAAAAGAAGCGGAAGCAGAAUGAGUUCCAAACACCCCAAGAAAGUGAACCAAAGAGAAUGUAGAAAAGAAAGUGAAUUAUGCCAUGAUUAUGUCAUUGAUGAAAAGGGAAUUGAUGAAUCUUUCUUUAACUAAGGAGGUACUAUUUUAUGCUUUGUGUAGAUAUGUAGUUUAACUUUGUGUUGUUAAGAAUAGAGUGUUUGUACAGUGUAAAGUGAUUUACUUAAGUUCGAGGGUGUAUGUUUCCUUCAUUCAACUAACACUUAACAGUAAAAUAUGCCCACUGAAGCAGAUAUGAGGUAGUGGCUCCCAAAAGUGGAGAUGAGCUUCUCUCUUCAAGACUCGAGCUUUGGCUGUUAAUUCCUUUUGAUAAGGUUGAUUUGGAUAUUUGAGUUAUUUUUAUUUUUUUUUAUUUUAAUUAAAUGGUUGUAAAUACUACCUCCGUCCCUAAUAAAACUUAUAAAUGGGUUGAGCACACAGUUUAAGAUAAUGGGUAUUGUGUGGUUAAGAGUUGAGCAGAGGAGAGAAAAAUGUGUAAGAAUUAUUGUGAACCACCAAUUCUUUACCAAAAAGGGACAAAUGAUGUUUUAAUUGGGACGAAUGAAAAGGGAAAGUUAGAAGUUAAUUUAGGGAUGGAGGGAGUAGUAAUUUGGGG